Schistocerca cancellata (South American locust) is the source of this 2036-nucleotide messenger RNA. RefSeq names its product protein preli-like. Bases 182 to 835 code for a protein of 217 amino acids. The transcript is spliced from 3 exons. Lineage: Eukaryota; Metazoa; Arthropoda; Insecta; Orthoptera; Acrididae. Gene Ontology annotation, molecular function: phosphatidic acid transfer activity. The record is from RefSeq and is a predicted model, not a curated record. Gene Ontology annotation, cellular component: mitochondrial intermembrane space. Gene Ontology annotation, biological process: phospholipid transport.
UUUUAGCAGGUAGCAUGGCUUGAACGUAAGGAUGGGUGUAUUCCACUAAGUACUGUUGAAAAGCAGUUGGCAGAAUUUUUUGUAACUUUACUUCGAAGGUGAUGUAAUUAAUGGAUCCAAAUAAAAGUACUUGAAAAACUGGUGUGCGUACCCAUUUUAUGCGCCGAUUCCUUGUGCGAAAAUGGUUAGGUACUUUGAACAAAGUUCGGUGUUCCACUAUACUUGGGAACAAGUUGCUCAAGGAUUUUGGAGAAGAUAUCCCAACCCGCACAGCAAUCAUGUUUUGAGUGAAGAUACAGUAUUCAGAGAAGUUCGGGACCAGAAGCUUUAUACAAAACGACUCCUUACAAAAACUAACAGAGUUCCUAAAUGGGGUGAAAGAUUCAUUAGUGGCAGAACAGUCAAAGUUGUUGAAGAGUCUGUUGUGGAUCCUAAGCAGAAGUUGUUGGUCACCUACACCAGAAACAUUGGAUAUGUCAGAGUUAUGAGUGUUAUAGAAAAGGUGACAUACAGAGUAAGCAAGGAAAAUCCUAACUGGACUGUAGCAGAAAGAUCAGCUUGGAUAGAUUCUCAAGUGUUUGGAUUUGGGCGUGCUAUACAAGCAUUUGGCGUAGAAAGAUUUCGCAAAAAUUGUCAGAAAAUGGUUUCAGGCUUCAAUUAUGUACUUUCUUCGUUGUUUCCUGUUACAUCAAUCCCAUUAAGAGAGGAAACAAUGAACCAGGGCUUAGGAUCAACCAAGAAAGAUGCCCUCAAGGAUGCCGCUAAGAAGGCUACUGAUCUGGCAAAAUCAAAAGCUGGGACAAUUUAUGCUUCCUGCCAUGCAAACCAAACAUAGUUCACCUUUAUAAGAGAAAGGUUUAUGCUGCUGAUGUGCACAGGGAAGUUGUUUCCUUUACUGACAGCGUCAGCUGACAAAGCUUAUAAGCCGAAGAAGUUAUCUUUGUAGCCUAGUUAAUUAAAAUUGUAGAAAAAUGUUACCAGAGUAAUUAUGUCACAGUGAAAGGUGAAAUAUACUUGCUACUUGUUUCAGAGUAAUUGCAUUUGAAUGAAACUUUCUGUAUUAUUGUGUUUGCUGGCAUUUCAUAGCCACUUUGGAAUGGUGGAUGUUAUUGCUUCAGUGCAUUUAUUAUACACUAUUGGUGUAAAUACGGCUACUUCUUGAUUCACAAAGAAGUGUAGGUAUAAAUAUCAAGACUUAUAUUUGUAGAAUAUUUCUAAUAACUUUCCAAGACUUUGCAGGCACAAAUGCUAACUAUAUUUUGCAUUUCAUACUGUCAGAUUAAAUGUUCAUUCCUGCAGAUUUGUUACAUAACACAGCAUGUAAAUUGUAUUCUGUCAUGUUAGAAGUAUGUCUUCAUCCAACACAUUAUUAACUUAAAGAGACUGCACACAGGCUGACAUACAUUCUAUUUGUAUAGUGUUGAUCUUUUAAAUAAAUUUUAUAGUUAGGAGCAAGGAAAUUUUGACUAUAUUGUUGUCAGGACUGUAUUUCUUGCUUGACUUUCUGCAGAGGAUAAAAUUAAAACUUUACAAAUAUAUAUUUUAUUUCAUGUAAGAAAAUAAGAAUAUUAACCAAAGGGGUGGAGCAAAUGAAGAUGUGAAGAAGAAGAAGAAGAAGAAGAAGAAGAAGAAUGGGACACAAGUCUGAAAAACGGUACCAGUUGGUUACCAUGCUUCAUCAUAUAGUAUAUGACAAAAUUUUGUUUCUGUUUUGUUAUUCUGUCACGUCAAAUUUGGCCCACUACAUAAAUUAUGCAGUUUUGAUCUCUUACUUUUAAAAUUUUGAAGGAAACUCACUAUUCUUUGAUCUGCAGUGUUCUUAAACACUGACUUACUAAGAUCUCAUACUUUCUCAUGAUUGAUUUGAACUGGUGCUUUAUAGUAAUAAUAUUUGAUAUUGUUUUAUUUGUUAUGAAAAUAACAAAUUAACUGGGAAUUGAAUUUUUUAUACUUUGUAACCAGUGCUAAUGGUAUAUGUCAACUGUAAAUCUGGUGGACAAUGUAGAAACAAUGAAAUAAAACAUUUUUCAUUAUGA